Molecule: messenger RNA, 1697 nt
Organism: Myxocyprinus asiaticus (Chinese sucker)
Lineage: Eukaryota; Metazoa; Chordata; Actinopteri; Cypriniformes; Catostomidae
Product: protein S100-A1-like
Exons: 3
Coding region: 916-1335 (139 amino acids)
Molecular function (GO): transition metal ion binding; calcium ion binding
Source: RefSeq, a predicted model, not a curated record
GUAACUAUCAACUACCAAGGAUAAAGCUAAAGCUCAUUUAAAAGUUGUUUGGAAAAUCUAAAGAUCAUUUAGAAUGUUGACGACAGUAUUACAUUUAAACAGUCCAAACUGUUAUUUUGUAGCUCACAUAAUUAAACCAUAUUUUACUGUAAUAAUGCUAAAACUGCAGUAGUUCUGGAGCUCGAUUACAGUAAUUGUAUGCACCCUGAUGUUUGCGACUAAGUCAUCAAUUACAGUAAAUAAAUCAUUUAGAACAAGGUGCUGAACUGUUCUCUCACAUCUCUAAAACUUUAAUGUGACAUACACCAGUACAUAUAACUAACCUUUAGGAACAAACAUAUCUAUUUACCAGGGGCGGGCCAGAAGGGUGUCACAGGGUGGCAGCUGCCACCCUAAAAAUAAGUUUUGCCACCCCAACUCGGACCCCGCUCGCAUACUGGAGACAGUGAGCAACGACUUAACCCGUUUGAGUCGCACAUGGUUCCUCUCAACGUGGUUCCGGUUGCACCCCUUUUUCUAUUUUCUAACAUUCAAUGACACAAGUGUCAUACCUGUGUAUUUUGCACAUAUAUAUAUAUAUAUAUAUUUUCACUCACACAACAUGUGUAUGCAUUAACACACACAUAAGCCAAGUUAAUCAAAUGAUGACAAUUAAUAAAAACAAAACACAGCGUUUGUUUUUUAGGUUAUUCAGGUUACGCUCUAAAGCAGUAAACAUUCUUUUAAUUCUGAGACUCAGUAUCAACAAGAUAUUUCCUCUAAUUGUAUAUAACACAGGUUUUGUAAUAACAUUGUGAAUGUGUGAACAUAGGGACAGGAGUAGAAAUGAAAAUGGAAAUGGGCAGGAAAGGAUGGAUGGACUGAGGGAGGAGGAGUGUAAGGUAUGAUGGGAGGAGGACCAAGGAGGUAUAUAAGAUGCUGCCUAUCGCCUGCUCUCCUUACCAGCAUUCAUCCCUCCUCGAGGAACAGAAGAGCAGCAAUUACCCAAUAGCAAGAAUGUCCGCUCUCAACUCAGAGAAUGCCUCCACUUUGGAGAACGCAAUGCAGCUCAUGAUCCAGACAUUCCACAAGUAUUCUGGGAAUGAAGGAGACAAAUACACUCUGAGUAAGGCGGAACUCAAAGAGAUGCUCACGCAGGAACUAGGCAGCUACCUUGGGAAUGCACAGGAUAGGGAUGCAGUAGAUAAAGUUAUGGGAGACCUGGAUUCGAACAAUGAUGGUGAGGUGGACUUCACAGAGUUCAUCAUCCUGGUGGGUGCCCUCACUGUCGCCUGCAAUGACUUCUUCCUUGAGUAUCAUCAAAAUGAUGAAAAGAAGGGUGAAAAGAAAGAGUAGAGCUGCAUUUCUUUGAACAAAAGCCAACACAUGACCAGUGAAUGCUGCUGGGGGAAAUUAGGGGAGAUUAGGGGAGAAGGGGAAUAUGUGUGUAUAUUAACCCUGCUUACUAAUGUUCGCCUGCUGAAAACAGUUCAUUUCUAUAUCCAGAGUGUGUCUUUGGGUUCACAAAAUGUGCAACAACAUGUUUUCAACCCCUGCAUUAGAAAUGAAAGUAUAUGGAAUGAGAUUUAAUUCAAUGAUGGUCUUUGCUGAAUUUGUGAAUAAUGUUUCUUUUCUUUCUUUUGUGUGUUUUUUCUUUCUUUCUUUUUUACAAUUUGGAGUUUGUUCUUUUGAAAACAAUCUCUCCUUAUUACAAUAAA